GGGCGGGGCGGGGCAUGGAGGGCUAGCUCGGCUCGGUUCGUCAACCUCACGAGCUGAGGCGAGGGCAGAGUCCGGAACCGGCGGAGCGGUCCGGUUCAGAUCACGGAAACAGGAGAGCACAGCGGACCGCCCUGUUGUUGUUCUCCGGGUCUCUACGUGGAGUCGCGUGCGUGAGGAGAAUCCCGAUGAGCCGCGCGCUGCGAUCUGCCGAGGCGCACCGGGGCUGAGGGCCUGCGGACCCCCCACCCCGGUCUGGAUGGUCCGGGUCUGAGCUUCAGGAAGCCACUUUUGAAGGUCCAGGAUGGGGAGCAGCUUCUCCAACAUCUCCGCCUUCCAGUCGCUCCACAUCGUGAUGGUGGGUCUGGACUCCGCCGGGAAAACCACGGUUCUGUACCGGCUCAAGUUCAACGAGUUCGUCAACACGGUUCCGACCAUCGGCUUCAACACGGAGAAGAUCCGGCUAAGCAGCGGAACCGCGAAGGGCAUCAGCUGUCACUUCUGGGACGUCGGGGGUCAGGAGAAGCUCCGGCCCCUGUGGAAGUCCUACAGCCGCUGCACCGACGGGAUCAUCUACGUGGUGGACUCGGUGGACGUGGACCGGCUGGAGGAGGCCAAAACCGAACUGCACAAAGUCACCAAGUUCGCAGAGAACCAGGGAACCCCGCUGCUGGUCAUCGCCAACAAGCAGGACCUGCCCAGUUCUCUGGCCGUGGCGGACAUCGAGAAGCAGCUGGCCCUGCAGGAGCUGACCCCCAACACCACCUACCACAUCCAGCCGGCCUGCGCAAUCAUCGGAGAGGGGCUCCAUGAGGGCAUGGACAAGCUGUACGAGAUGAUCCUGACGAGGCGGAAGUCCCUGAAGCAGAAGAAGAAGCGGUGACAGCAGCUGGACCGGACCGGACUCCAGAGCCAGGCUCCCUGCCGAGGGAUGCUGCUGCAUGGGGCCCUGGUGGGCAGCCGGCCCAGAACCCAGACGGACCUGCAGAACAGGCUGGCCUGUACCCUGCAGCUUUGUCUGAAGGUGUACCUGACUAGGACUCUCUAAGGUUUUAUCUUCAUCCAGGAUCUUGCAGCUGGGCCACCUGCUGUCCUGACCUGGUAGUCCUGAUCCAUUCAAGUAACCUGUCCUCUGCCUGGUGGACGAGGACAUGUCCACUAGUUAGCUCUUUUGCUUUGCUAACAAACUUUAGAGGACUGCAGGACAAGACGAGCAGAUCCAGCUUGUUUCUCUACCAAGAAAUCCAAAUGGAAGUAUUUUUGAUCAUUAAAAGAUUUGAAAGCAA
Nothobranchius furzeri (turquoise killifish) is the source of this 1283-nucleotide messenger RNA. RefSeq names its product ADP-ribosylation factor-like protein 4C. Gene Ontology annotation, biological process: endocytic recycling; intracellular protein transport. Lineage: Eukaryota; Metazoa; Chordata; Actinopteri; Cyprinodontiformes; Nothobranchiidae. The record is from RefSeq and is a predicted model, not a curated record. Gene Ontology annotation, cellular component: cytoplasm; plasma membrane. Gene Ontology annotation, molecular function: GTPase activity; GTP binding.